AUGGGAGUCAUCGCGAUUUGUUACGCUGGGAUUGCCCCUCUAAUUCUCAUCUUUGCAGUAUGCGGAAUGUGUUUCCUGCAAAUGGUGUAUUGGUACAACCUGAUCUACGUGGUUGAUUGCGACUUGAACAGUACAGGGUUAUUUUAUCCGUGGGCAUUGUUGCAUAUUGCGACUGGGCUUUACUUGGCUGGGGCAUGUCUAGCUGGGAUAUUCAUUCUAAACUCUGCCUUUAUUCCAGCCUUCAUCAUGGUCUCGUUCGUCGUCGUCCUGGGUUCCGCGCACUUGGCAUUGAAUCAGGCCAUCAGUCCGCUAUUACAUGAUCUCCCUCAAAACUUGUGGAGUGAGAAAAAAGAUCAAGUAGAUGGACAAGGGGAAGACACAUGUGAAAACCAAACCCGGGCGGCGAGAAUGUUCAAUGACGCAGUAAUAGAGGAAGAGGAGGGGGAACAGGGUGAAACAGAGGAUUUCGUCGAGGUUGGUCACGCAAACAACAAAGGCACGGGGUCUACCAUGCCGUUCUUCUUGUCAAAGUUCAGAAUCAGCAGCACGUUGGCAGAUCAGAACGAGGCAAAGGGAUCGGGCCUGCCGUAUUGUGUGAGAAGAUUUGGCUCCUGGAAUUGGGCACAGCGUCGUGGAGUCCUUUCAUAUUUCGCAAUGCAAUGCUUGUUUCCAGAUUUCAACAUGGAUAUUCUGCCCCUGGGCGAAGUCGCAUCGGAGGGCCCCCACCCUCAUGAGUAUCGGACCGAAGGGUCGAGGAGGACUUAUCUACCGCCAGAACUGUGGCUUCCAAAACCAACAUUAUGGGUUCCGAAAGACGAGGCCGGCAUUAGCCAACAAGAGGUCGCGCAGACGAAAGCAUACACACCCACAUCAGAUAUCGGCGCGACUUUGGACGAGAAUGGGCAAAUCGUGACGAAUUUUGGAGAGGCCCCUAUUGAUGAGGCGAGGCAGGGUCCAUCACGUUGGGAGGCUAUAGAAAGCGCUGCUCCAUCGUUACCAAGCCCAAGUGCCUUGGGUUUAUAA
This is a messenger RNA of Ilyonectria robusta, 1023 nucleotides long. Its product is annotated as phosphate metabolism protein-domain-containing protein. NCBI's taxonomy places the organism in Eukaryota, Fungi, Ascomycota, Sordariomycetes, Hypocreales, Nectriaceae. The record is from RefSeq and is a predicted model, not a curated record. Gene Ontology annotation, molecular function: calcium-activated cation channel activity. Gene Ontology annotation, cellular component: plasma membrane. The transcript has 2 exons. The coding region runs from base 1 to 1023 and encodes 340 amino acids.